Molecule: messenger RNA, 2916 nt
Organism: Daktulosphaira vitifoliae (grape phylloxera)
Lineage: Eukaryota; Metazoa; Arthropoda; Insecta; Hemiptera; Phylloxeridae
Exons: 2
Coding region: 2-2176 (724 amino acids)
Biological process (GO): DNA integration
Molecular function (GO): nucleic acid binding
Source: RefSeq, a predicted model, not a curated record
UAUGCAGCUGUUGUGUAAGGAGAAAUGUGGCUGGGACGAUGCUCUACCAGCGGAGAUUCAACGUCAAUGGUUAUCCUUUGUCAGUCAAUUACCGUCUUUUUCAGAUGUCAAAAUUCCUCGUUCAAUUAUUGCACCACCUAAUGCCCGUGUCCAACUACUUGGUUUUAGUGAUGCGUCAUUGAAAGGUUAUGCGGCUCUUGCCUACCUACGUGUGGUGGACGAUGAUAGUAUUGUGCAUGUAUAUUUUCUUGGAGGUAAGACGAAAUUAGCUCCUAUAAAGUCUAUGUCAGUCCCACGGCUUGAGUUAUGUGCAGCUGCAUUAUUGGCUCGAUGGCUGGCUAGAUGGAAGACAAUUUUGAGUGAUCGGUUUGUAAUCAAGGAAAUAUUUGCUUGGACUGAUUCUACUAUAGUUCUCUCUUGGUUAACAACGCCUCAAGUUAAAUUUAAAAUUUUUGUCACAAACCGAAUUGGACAAGUCCGGUCCUUAGUACCUGAAUGUAUUUGGUUAUAUGUGCCGACUCAGAUGAACCCAGCAGAUUGUGCAUCCCGUGGAAUGUUGCCCUCUGAGUUAGUAUUUUGUUCUUUGUAUUGGCAGGGUCCCGAGUUUUUAAGAUGUCCGUCAGCUCAAUGGGAAUGUACUUUUCCUUGUAUUAAUGUUGCAGAAUUACCAGAAGUAGUUCAGAGUACCACUGUGGUGUUAGUUGCACAAUCAGAAGAGGAGUGGUUAGUUCAGUGGUCAUCUUAUACUCAAUCUAUUCGUAGGAUGGCUUGGAUUUUGCGAUUUUACAAACGUUGCAAUUGUCAUCAUUAUUCAUCGGCGAUCUUGAGUCAAAAGGAAUUAGAAGAGGCACUCAUGGCAUUGGUUAAGGUUUCUCAAAGAUACUAUUUUGCUCAGUUAAUCCAAGAAUUGCACAAUCAAUUGUCAAUCAAAAACCGUUAUUUAUCUAAAUUAGCACCUUUUUUAGACGACUCUGGAGUUAUACGAGUUGGAGGUCGUAUAAGACAUGCUAAUAUUAGUCAUUCUAGAAAACACCCUAUUUUGUUGGCAAAAGAAUCGCACUUGGCGUUCUUAUUGUGUCGUUAUUGGCAUGAAAUUACUUGUCAUUCUGGAGGUAAACUAUUGAUAUCUAUGAUUUCCCGCCGAUUUUGGAUUAUUUCAAUUAAACAGGUCAUUCGUAGACUUAUAUCAAAAUGUGUAGUGUGUAUUAGAAUGUCAGCUACUAACGUUCAACCUAAGAUGGGUGAUCUCCCUGCAUGCCGCGUACAACAGAGUAGACCUUUUAGUCAUGUCGGCAUUGAUUAUGCUGGACCAUUUUCUAUGAAAGAAACCAGCCUUCGUAAGUCACGUUUGUUCAAAAUUUAUAUUGCUAUAUUUGUUUGCAUGAGUGUAAAAGCAGUGCAUAUUGAAGUGGUUACUGAACUAUCGACUGAAGCUUUUCUUGCAGCACUUGAUCGCUUCGUUGGACGUCGAGGUUAUCCAUCAGACAUUUAUUCAGACAAUGGAACAAAUUUUGUUGGUGCUGAACGUCAGUUGAAGAUGAUAGUUAGCUCUGAGAAGAAUCGUGCAGCAUUGGCCAAGGCAGUUCCUAGUGUUUGGCAUUUUAAUCCUCCAAAUGCCCCGCACUUUAGUGGUAUCUGGGAAGCAGCAGUGAAGUCCGCAAAAUCUUUAUUGUUUAAAUGUAUGGGUAAUCAUGUUUUUUCUUAUGAAGAGUUUACUACCAUCAUUAUACGCAUAGAGUCAAUAUUAAAUUCUAGGCCUCUAUCACCUCUGUCUAGUGACCCCCAUGAUUUACAGUGUCUCACUCCUGGGCAUUUUCUAAUAGGUGAACCUUUAUUAGCUGUCCCUGAGCUUGAUGUUAGUAAAAGUUCUGUUGGUUUGAUUAAACGAUGGACACUGCUUCGACAGUGCCAUCAAUCAUUUUGGCGACAGUGGUCUCACGAAUAUCUCAACACUCUGCAGCUUAGAAGUAAAUGGGGGAUGGAUACUCCUAAUUUAAAGGUGAAUGAUAUGGUUAUCAUUAAAGAGGAUCAUACCCCUCCUUUACAAUGGCGACUGGGUCGCAUAAUUAGUACCCAUCCUGGGCAAGAUGGGGUAGUUAGGGUAGUUCAGCUUAGAACUCAAGUGGGAAUAGUUACACGACCAGUGGUCAAGGUUGUUCCUCUGCCAGCCGACUAAUGUUAAUGUCAUCUCGUCAUGCCAUCCAUUGCUGCCUGAUGUUAAGGUUGAGUAUUAUUAAGACUGAUUAUAAAUAAUUCAUUAAUUUUCAUGUUUUAUGUUUUUUAUUAAAAUUUUGUUUGUAAAACAUUUUACUUAAGUAUGUUGUAUAUGUUCCUAUAAUUGGCAAUCCAUUGUGAUUUUUAUUUUUAUAUAUUUUUAUAUUUUUUAAUGUUUAAAAUGAAUUAUGUUACUUUUUUUAUUGCAACUUUUACCUUGUUGAAAUUCUGUUAAAUUUUAUUGCAAUUUUAAGCCUGCUUCCACUCCAUCUGGCACUAUUGUUUCAGACCUCAAUUCAACGGCGCCAAUGAUCGUCUAAACUAUUUUAGACGGGGGGAUGAUGUUCGCGCCGCAGAAUAGGGCGACACUGUGGAAGGCUAUCACAUUUUUCAUGUUGUCCUUUAGUGAUAAAAGACUGAUACCUUUUUUUUUUAUAGUUAUGAAUCUACAUGUGUCUAGAAGAAAUAGGUUCUUCUGAAUAAUCCUUUUAUGUGGAUUUUUUGGUCUAAGCCAAUUGUGGGCUACUCAGAUACAUGUGUCUAGAAGAAAUAUGUUCUUCAGAAUAAUCCCGUUGUGUGGAUUUUGUUCUCGGCCAAUUGUGGUUGCUCAUUUAUGUCGGAAUGUGUGUGCCUCACAGCAACAUCAUCUCAAGAAAAAUAAAUCAUUCAUUGUUUUAUCAGAAAAAUUGUUUCUGUUCUUUU